This is a messenger RNA of Suncus etruscus (white-toothed pygmy shrew), 1450 nucleotides long. RefSeq names its product coiled-coil domain containing 125 (gene CCDC125). Gene Ontology annotation, biological process: negative regulation of cell motility; negative regulation of Rho protein signal transduction. Gene Ontology annotation, cellular component: cytoplasm. Lineage: Eukaryota; Metazoa; Chordata; Mammalia; Eulipotyphla; Soricidae. The record is from RefSeq and is a predicted model, not a curated record.
AUGGUUCCCACAGCACCUCUGAUGAGCGGGGAGGCAAGGCUGCCCCCAGAGGCAGAGACAAGGCCCUGGGAAACUGAGCAGGAUGACAUGGCUGAAGGAGAUUUAGGGGACGGUCUCGGAAGAAGGCCCGGUGGUAUUUAUGAAGUGCAAGGUUUACACUUACUUACAUCUAGAAAGAAGUCGGAUGGAAAAGACUUUAGCCCGCCGCCAUUUGCAAGGAAGGGGGAAGAAAAAAGUGGUGCCUUUUUCCAGUAUUCCCCGGCAACACACAAAAGCCAGAAAGAAACAUUUAUACCCAAGCAAUCAACUAUCCCAUCGUGGGGCCGGAGCAAUGGCGCAGUAAUGCUUAUUCAGGACUUGUCAAAUGAAGAAUUAAGGCACCGUCUCAGUGAAACUUUAGAGGAGAUAGAAAUAUUAAAAACUGAGCUUGAAGCAUUUCAAAGACAACUGGAAGGAAAAGAGGAAGCACUGAAAAUUCUUCAAAAGAUGGCUGUAUUGGACAAAGCCACCAGUCAUACCCAGUCAGUUCUUCAAAAAACCAUGGAACAAAAGAGAUCCUUGGAAAAGGAAAUAAAUGCUCUGCAGUGGGAAAUAGAAUUUGAUCAGAAUAGAUUUAAAAAUAUAGAGGACUCUUGGACCCAAAAAUAUGACAGGCUAAACUGUGAAAAUGCAGUCCUCAAGGAAACUUAACUGAAAACAGAAGAAGUUAAAAUGCUAAAGUCUGAAAAUGCAAUUUUGAAUCAACACUAUUUGGAAACUCUUGCCAUGCUUGAUAUCAAACAGCAAAAGAUGACUGAAGAGCAUAUGUGUCAUGACCAAACAUUCUGGGUAACGAAGUCUUGCCCCUGGGGUUUAAAGCUUGCAGUGCUCGAAGGCUGUCUCUGUCAUGGACCAGGAGGGAGUCCCUGUUCCUGUGCGAAAAUGGCUGUGUCCACCCAGAAAACGCUUCUUCAGCUCAAACAACAGCUUCAACUUUCACAGAAAAGUACAGAAGAAGCUUAUAUAAUGGCAGAUGCAUUCAGAAUUGCAUUUGAGCAACAACUUAAGAAAAAUGACCAGGCACUAAAAUGGACACAAAUGGAUAAAUGUGUGAAAGAACAGCAAAAACGGAUCAAUGGAAGAAACCUUAUUGAGGAUGGAGAAGAGUUGAAUGAUAAAGAAGAAGCACUGGCUCAUCAAAGAAAAGUCAGUUAUAUGCUUGCUCGGGCACUGGAAGACAAAAACUGCACCCUCCAAGAAAAUGAAGGAAAAAAUUCUAUGAAAGAGAAUUUUCCAUCAACUCCCUGGCAGAAAACUUCAGACUUCUCCAUUUUGCGGCCCUAUCAUUUAGGUGUUCCGGUUUUUAAUUCUACUGCCUGUAUUUGUUCAAUUCGGCACCUUUACACAGAUCAAAACUACCCAAGAACUCUUAAAAGAACCUGUUCUUUGCCAUCAAGUAUAAUGUUCUGAA